Molecule: messenger RNA, 249 nt
Organism: Melozone crissalis (California towhee)
Lineage: Eukaryota; Metazoa; Chordata; Aves; Passeriformes; Passerellidae
Product: ovomucoid-like
Exons: 4
Coding region: 1-249 (82 amino acids)
Molecular function (GO): protein binding; serine-type endopeptidase inhibitor activity
Source: RefSeq, a predicted model, not a curated record
AUGAAGAUCACGGGAGCGCUGCUUCUGCUCUCUCUGGCCCUUUUCUGCAUCUCAGUUCCAGCUACUGAUGCGCUGCAGGCUGCACCUGUCUACUGCAGGAACCAGAGGACCAUCAGGAACAUGUGCACCAUGGAGUAUGUCCCCCACUGUGGGUCUGAUGGUGUCACCUACCCCAACAAAUGCACGUUCUGCAAUGCCUACCUGAGAAGCCGUGGAGUUCUUGCCUUGAGGUCUCUUGAAGCCUGUUAA